AAUGCAGCUGGUCCUUCUCCUGACGGGGCAGCUCAAACUCACCAGGGCGACGCUGGGCUCGUGGGUCCGCCUACAUAUGUCUUCAAUGGCUAUGAUGCGUCAGAGCCGCGGCCGAGUGAUUCGUCAUGGGACCGCUUCGCAAGAGAUGCCGUAGGGGUUGCACACAAAGACAUAAUUCUCAACCACACACGCGACGAGCCGAAAAACGCAAUGGGGAUAGUAGUUCCACCUCUGCGGUCUCGACAGUCUGUCGGGAGGCCCAAGAGCCCGCCGCCUCGGCCUCCUUCACUCCAGUCAAUCUCAGAGACUGCCAUGAUGGAGCAAUAUCCAAACAACGGCCAGGCCCCAAGCCCCUUAGAUACAUCCUCCAUUGGAAUGGCCCUCUCCGCAGGCUCGGGAUGGCCCAAGGCUGCCCAGGAGCCGUUACCUCUCACGCGCAAACAAGUCAAUCAUCAAGGCUUUGGACCUCACCAAAUUGGGAGGCCCGGGGUUGGACAACUGAUCGCGGUCUCCGGACACAGGAAAUCCAGGAGCACGGGAUCCAUAGCUGCCCCAUCGAGCCGAUCAACCACCAUGACGAGGACGACAAGCAAUGCAGAGCCAGUACCAACAACUAUUCCUGCCAGCUCCUUGGCAGGCUCUACAGGCCGGAACGUGCGCCCACGGGAAAUGGACAGCACGAACUACCCGACACAUACACAAGCGCCUACCGAUCUCCUAUACCAGCCCCAAAUGUCAACUAAUCAAGGAUUCCCCGCAAGAUCCCAUGGCGAUAAGCAUGAACCCAACUUGACCAGGAACUGGCAAGGCAUGAUAUCGAAGCCAAGUCAGAAGACUGUCGGGAGUGAGGGCCAGUGGGAAGACGUGGACGAUGAUGACGACGAUGACGACGGCGACGAUGCCUGGGAGGACAUCCGACCACCAGGCUCUCUGAAGAGUGGAGCAUGGGGUAAUGAUGGAGGUGACAGUAAUGGUAGUUUCCUCGUUUAUAUCUAGAGAGGCGCACAUGGUGUAGAAGCAGACUGUGCACAUGGCUUGAACUAUGCUUCUAGAACUGCAGAUAUACGAUACCCAACUGUUUGCAGUGCAUCGUUUUUACAAGUUUGGGACGCCUGUGGAAGCUCGCAUCCGCGCGGCGUCAGGAAUAUAGUUGACGUUGCU
Molecule: messenger RNA, 1161 nt
Organism: Microdochium trichocladiopsis
Lineage: Eukaryota; Fungi; Ascomycota; Sordariomycetes; Xylariales; Microdochiaceae
Exons: 1
Coding region: 211-996 (261 amino acids)
Source: RefSeq, a predicted model, not a curated record